Molecule: messenger RNA, 3359 nt
Organism: Salvelinus namaycush (lake trout)
Lineage: Eukaryota; Metazoa; Chordata; Actinopteri; Salmoniformes; Salmonidae
Product: guanine nucleotide-binding protein G(I)/G(S)/G(T) subunit beta-1
Exons: 11
Coding region: 435-1457 (340 amino acids)
Biological process (GO): G protein-coupled receptor signaling pathway
Cellular component (GO): heterotrimeric G-protein complex; cytoplasm
Molecular function (GO): protein binding; signaling receptor complex adaptor activity
Source: RefSeq, a predicted model, not a curated record
AGAGCUGAGAGCAGGGUUACCGCGCCCAUCGCUGCUGUUUGAGGGCAGUAGGAAGAGUUUGAGAUAUUACUUGUGUGAAUAAGUAGUGAAUAGGGGAACGGUGGGAAAGACAAGGACAGAAGAUUGGAAAGAGGUUGUUGUGAGUUAGAAGACCGUCCCUAGACUCAAACUCAUUGCUGUUCCACAAAGGAGUUGGUAGGGUUAACAUUGCCUCAUCAUUGUGCUGGUGUGUCUCCCCUUGGCGGAUCGAAAGCUGGGUUCGGGGAGUGCCGCUCCUCGAUAGCUUGCUAGCUCUAGUCUGUGUGCUAGUAGGCGGAGAGGAGUCGAUCUUCGCUGUUUCCAGUCAAUGCGAUAUAAACAACGGAUACCCUCGACUGAAAACGGAUCAGCACGAGUCCCGGCGGCGGAGCGAAGCACCCCAUUAGCAGAGGAAAAUGAGCGAACUAGACCAGCUACGCCAGGAGGCCGAGCAGCUCAAGAACCAGAUCAGAGAUGCCAGGAAAGCGUGUGCGGAUGCUACCUUGUCUCAGAUCACAGCAAACAUCGACCCAAUUGGCCGAAUUCAGAUGCGCACUAGAAGGACACUGAGGGGGCAUCUGGCUAAAAUCUAUGCCAUGCACUGGGGCACUGACUCGAGGCUUUUAGUCAGUGCCUCCCAGGAUGGUAAACUCAUUAUUUGGGACAGCUACACCACAAACAAGGUCCACGCCAUCCCACUGCGCUCCUCCUGGGUGAUGACGUGCGCCUACGCCCCCUCUGGGAACUACGUGGCCUGCGGAGGCCUAGACAACAUCUGCUCCAUCUACAACCUCAAGACCCGCGAGGGCAACGUGCGUGUCAGCCGUGAGCUGGCCGGACACACAGGUUACCUGUCCUGCUGUCGCUUCGUGGAUGACAGCCAGAUUGUCACCAGCUCUGGAGACACCACCUGUGCUCUCUGGGACAUUGAGACGGGCCAGCAGACGACCACGUUCGCCGGCCACACCGGUGACGUCAUGAGCCUGUCGCUGGCGCCCGACACCCGGCUGUUUGUGUCCGGGGCAUGUGACGCCUCCGCAAAGCUCUGGGACGUCAGAGAAGGAAUGUGCCGACAGACCUUCACCGGACACGAGUCGGACAUUAAUGCCAUCUGCUUCUUCCCCAACGGCAACGCCUUUGCCACGGGAUCGGACGACGCCACCUGCAGGCUGUUUGACCUGCGCGCUGACCAGGAGCUGAUGGUCUAUUCCCACGACAACAUCAUCUGCGGCAUCACCUCGGUGGCUUUCUCCAAGAGUGGCCGCCUGUUGCUCGCCGGCUACGAUGACUUCAACUGCAACGUGUGGGACAGCCUCAAGGCCGACCGUGCAGGUGUCCUGGCUGGACAUGACAACCGUGUCAGCUGCUUGGGUGUGACCGACGACGGCAUGGCCGUGGCAACAGGGUCCUGGGACAGCUUCCUCAAGAUCUGGAACUAGAUUCUGAAGAUGGUGUCCGGACUCAAGUUGAGUGGAAGACCAUUCCAACAUAAAAAUGUUCAAUUUUUUGCAUAUCCAAUUUUCUCAAAACAUCACUAUACUGACUCCCAACACCCCAAAAAACCAAGGGCAAAAAUUCUCUCCUCUAAAAGAGCACAAUUGUUUAUCACUCAGCUAAAAAAGAUGAGGAUUUGCAGUGGUAUGAAAUGGAAUGGGAAAGAAAUUGUGCGUUCCUCCUGGGACCAUUUUCUGAUAUUGUGUUGAAUGAAAAUACAUUCACCACCACGCAAAUAUCAUCCAUCUUCAAUACACAGGUUUGAGUGAAGGUCAUUUACACAACGAUGAUCGAACUCUUGAUAGAUUUUUGGCCAGCCAUGUUUAUUUUAUUUUUCGGUCAUGUUACUUUCCUUUUUUUUCUUUUUUUCCCCCAGAACUAGAUCAGUGGCCUCCUGUUGGUAAAUUGAGGAUCAAAAGCUUUGUUUUUUUCUGUUAGUCUUGAUAUAUUUUAGAAUCAAGUUUUGUAGGUUGGAAAUAAAAAUUACAAAUGAUCAUGUCAUUUUAAUCCAGCUUUAUCACAUCAGAAAAAAGGGCAAGAGAAUUGAGCUUCAACAGGGCCAUGAGCCACCGACAGGGUCUGGCCAUUCUGAAUAUUUAGUCCCAAGAUGCUUUACUCAGUUUUUUGGGGGUUUCUGUCUAGUCAAGAAUUUGUUUGUGCACAAUUUUACUUUGCAUAUGCAGAAUAAUGUUUAAAGAGAAGUUAACUAACCAAGCACAUGCUGUUUGUGAUAAUGAAUGCUAAUUUUAAACAAAUCAAAACUUUUUUUUUUUUCUCUUCACCUUUUGUUUGGUGACAAUGUAGAAUAAUGAAAUGAAGAAUCCCAUCGGUUCACUUUAUUUUAUUUCCCUUUUCUGUUGACUGUGGUUGGGACCGGUGACGUGAUUUGGUUGGGUAGGGAAGCCUCCACUUAUACCCCGGUUUCUUUCCGGAGUUUCGAGAGGAACCCAUUCUGUGCUUGGAAAUGCAGUUAUUACUCUGAACGACAUGUUGUAUAAAUCAAUGUUCGAAAAUAAUGAUAUUGAAACUUUUUAAGUAAAAAAAAUAUAAAAAAAGUUGUCUGCCAUGGGUGGGUUAACUCUUAGGAUCGCAUGCUGUAGAAUUGCUUAAAAAGAGGUGCAUAUGGAACUAAGUCCUUUUGAUGUUUUUCUUUUUAAGAAAAUAACCUGUUAAAUAUAUCAUAAUUACAAUGGUAUUUAUAUUGUUUUUGGCUAAUCUGUGCAUAAAUAAUUCAAUUAAAAUGUCAAAGCUAUGCACUUGAGAGCAGCAAACACCAUAACAUAAACAGUUACCUGGUCUUAUAUCCAUACUUGGGAAGGAUUGCUUGAUUUAAAAGUAAUGUAAACAUUUAAAACACAUAUGCACGCACAGACACACAAAUGGAACAAAGAAAUGUUAAUUUCUUCUGUAGCAAACAAAUUCCAGUGACAAAAAAAAUAAACAUUUUGUAACAAACAGGUUUUUUUCUGUCCUUUAAUAAUAAAAAAGAAGGAACUUGCAGCAUCUGAAUGGCAGAAUGUUCUGUGCCCCUCUCCUUGCAAACAGACUCUUUCUUUAGCAGUAGUGGCAUUUUUUCCAUUCUGUUUUCUCUGCGACAUUCUGUACAAAAAUGUUCUGUAAUUGUGCGUUAGGCGUGGAGUCGGCAAUAAAAAUAAAAAAAUAUUAAAUGAAUUUCCCUUUCCUUUUUCUCUCCAUGAAAUAACUGUAGAUCUCUACACCCCCACUGUUCCCUUCUCACCUUUUUUGUAUUUAAUUUUAGACUGUACAACUGAAAGCUGGAUGCAAGAUAGACUCUAUAUUAAAAUGUAUUGUUAUUUAAGAUAUAAUAAAAUGCCAUUUGAGAUGUG